AUGGCUCUGUGGCAUAUGGAUGGUCAUCACAAGCUUGUAAGUGGUGACUUUAAUUUCAAUGCCAUCACCUUCUGGUGGGGCUUUGUCACACAUGCUGCUAUUGAUGGUUACAGCAGGAAAAUCAUGUAUCUUCGCUGCAGUACCAAUAACAAGGCAGACACUGUGUUAAGGGCAUUUCUGGAAGCUGUGGAAAACUUUGGACUCCCUUCUCGCAUACGAGCUGAUCAAGGAGUAGAAAAUGAAGAUGUGGCCAGGUUUAUGUUUCACCAUCCUUUGAGAGGACCAGACAGAGGAAGCUUUACAUCAGGAAAGGGUGUCCGUAACCAAAGAAUUGAGCGGCUAUGCCGUGACUUGUAUGUUGGUGUUAUUUACAUCUACUAUGAAGCAUUCAGGUACUUUGAGGAACAGGGCCUUCUCCAAAUAGACAAUGAAAUUCAUUUGUACUGCUUACAUUACGUUUUUCAACCACGCAUUAAUCGACACCUAGAAGAUUUUCGCAGUGGACGGGAUUGUCACCCUCUUUCAACUGAGAGAAACCGAUCUCCAAACCAGCUUUGGAUUGAAGGGCCGAUGAGAAGUGAAAACCCUCUAAUAGGUCAAGAUGUUACUUUGUAUGUAAAGGCUGAGAUAGAUUCCUAUGGCAUUGAUAUGGAAGGACCAGUCCCCUUUACAACUGGCAGCAGAGAUCUUUUGGAAAUUCCACCAAUAUACUGUCCCUUACAUGACACAGAAAGCAAUGACAUGAAUCAGUUCAUUGAUCCACUGUCGCACAGUGACUGUUUUGGAAUAGACAUCUACAUUAGAUGUGUCUCCUUUGCUGGAGGCAGACUAGCAUUAAGUAAUUAG
Molecule: messenger RNA, 846 nt
Organism: Stylophora pistillata
Lineage: Eukaryota; Metazoa; Cnidaria; Anthozoa; Scleractinia; Pocilloporidae
Biological process (GO): DNA integration
Molecular function (GO): nucleic acid binding
Source: RefSeq, a predicted model, not a curated record